CCACAGCUCACAUGUACACUCAGUGUGUGCAUGUCCGGACGGUGCCAGUUUCUCUUACUUUUAAACAAAGUUGUAUUACACAUUUUACCGUCAUUCAUCCCUAACUACACAGGUGGUCAGAAUGAGCUCCCAGAUCACGUGUGUCGGGUGGGUUAAACGUGGCGUUUCCAAGGAAACCCCGGACAAAGUGGAGUUGAGCCAAGAGGAGCUCCAGCGUAUCAUAACAGAGGCAAGGGAAGAGAUUGGUGACUUGGCAGCUGAAGACGAAGAGGAGGAUGAUGAUGAAAUGCCUCCUGAACAGAAUCCUAGCAGCGAAGCACCUGAAGUAUCUGAAACUCCAAAUAACGAGAACGAUGAUGGCGAGGAGGAAGACGAUGACCUGGCGGAGUAUGGUCUGGAUAAAUAUGAUGAAGAGGAUUUAGAAACGGCUAACCUUGGUGACAGUCUGGCUGGACUCACAGUAUUCAGCAGUAACCAGGAGGAUCCUUAUGUCACCCUCAAAGAUACAGACCAGUAUGAGAGGGAAGACUUCCAAAUCAAACCCACUGACAACCUCAUUCUGGCAGGAAAAGCCGAGAAAGACUGCUGUAAUUUAGAGGUCUUUGUUUACAACUCUGAGGAGGACUCUAUGUAUGUCCAUCAUGAUAUUCUGCUGCCCGCUUAUCCACUGUGUAUGGAGUGGCUCGACUUUGACCCGAACCCAGGAGAGGGAGCAGCUAACUACGUGGCCGUGGGAAAUAUGACUCCUCAGAUAGAUGUGUGGGAUCUGGAUGUGGUGGACUGUUUAGAGCCUGUUUUCUCCCUGGGGAGCAAAAAAGCUGCCAAGAAAAAAAAGAAGAGCAAGAAGGGUGCUGCAGCAGAGCCUGUUGAAGGCCACACUGAUGCCGUGUUGGAUCUGUCCUGGAACAAGCUCGUUAGGACUGUGUUGGCCUCUGGAUCUGCAGAUAACAGUGUCAUUUUGUGGGAUUUGUCUCAGUGCAAGCCAGCCACAACUCUGCGCAGACACACUGAUAAGGUCCAAACGUUAACAUUCCAUCCUUUUGAAGCACAAACUUUGAUAACCGGAUCGUACGACAAGACGGCUGUGCUCUACGACUGCCGUAAUCCAGACAGCAGCCAUCGGACCUGGAGGUUCAGUGGCCAAGUGGAGCGUCUCGUGUGGAAUCACUUUGCUCCCUGCAAUUUCCUCGCCAGCACAGAGGACGGCUUUGUUUACUGUCUGGAUGCACGUUCAGAUAAGCCAGUGUUCACGCUCAGGGCGCACGAUGAAGAAGUUUCCGGCUUGGACCUCAGCAGCCAGAUCAAAGGAUGCCUUGUCACGUCGUCAGCUGACAAACAUGUUAAGAUUUGGGAUAUUUUAGGCAACAAACCCAACCUGGUACACUCUCGAGACAUGAAAAUGGGAGUGCUAUUCUGUGCCUCGUGUUGCCCUGACCUGCCUUUCGUCUAUGCCUUUGGGGGACAGAGGGAUGGCUUAAGGGUUUGGGAUAUAAGUGACGUUGCAGCAGUGGCUGAGGUAUUCGGCAGUCGGGAGCGCUUGGUGGCGAAUGCAGGAUCGCAGGCAUCCAGCAGCACAGCCGCACCUGACAUGGAGGUCUCAUAGUGAUCCAUGGGGGGGGGGGAACGGCCCCAGCUCUAAACAUGAAUAAACUGAACAUCAGUGGUAACUCAUUGUGCCUCCCUGCUGUGCCAAAGACUGGUUCACAGAAGGACUGGAUUAGAUGAAACCACACUCCCUCUUUGGACAGGCUGACUAAUUUACUUGCAAACUAGUGUUAAAGACUUGUUAAGAAAAGGAAAGGCAGCAAAUGUUUAUACAUACAUUUUUCCUUUGGCCAGAGGCAGUGAUUCAGAUGUUUGCAUUACGUUGUGGAAAUGCUUCUAUUACCUUCAUAUCAAUAUCAGCUGUAUGUGACAGUUGUAGAAUACCAAUAAGAUUAUUUUCACAUAAAGUAUGACGUGCUGAUUUAUCUUUUGACAUUUCCUGUGUGGAUUUAAUGUAUUAAUUAAAGAUGAAACAAAAAUGUCAUUGAUGUUCUGUUCACGUGUAAAUUCAAAAAAUACAAAUUGUCUGUCAAAUGUAUAUGCAUUGGUUUUUGAUGACCAUUUGAGACUAAACUUUUUCCAUUUUGAGACUAAACUUUUUCCAUUCCACCUCUCAAGGUAAACUUUUUUUGACGUUAAUCAAAUUUUGGGCCUAUUCUGUGGAAUGCUGCCACUCUAUUUUGUGCACUUAAAUAGUCUUCUUUAAGACAUAAAAAACACUAUAAUGAGAGGAUAAAUAGGGAAACAGCUGGUUUCUAAACACAUUUCAUAUCUUAAAAACAUAUUUUACCCUUUACCUAAAACAAAAUUGGGUAUAUGUAGACGUCAGAGUCAAUGUUCAUCCGUGUUUUUAAAUAAAGUGA
This is a messenger RNA of Menidia menidia (Atlantic silverside), 2408 nucleotides long. NCBI's taxonomy places the organism in Eukaryota, Metazoa, Chordata, Actinopteri, Atheriniformes, Atherinopsidae. The record is from the annotation of a GenBank genome assembly.